UAGUCCUGGUUAACAGAUAAUUGGGGUUCCUGUGCCCCUCCCCCCUUCCUUCGGUCCCUCGGUUACUCCUACCCCCCUCGACAUCCCUUUUUGACGGCGUGGGAUAGAGGUCAGCCCCUUCUACUGGAGGACCGGGUUUAUCUGCGCUCAGUGUGAAGCCACUCAGGAGCUCUGCGCUGCAGGGCAAUCGCACAGUGCGCUGCCUUAACUCAGCGAUAAGGGAAGGUAACGUCGCUUUUUACAAUAUAAAUCCGAAGCUCGGAGGAGGAUGACAUCCAUGGCUGUGUCCUCAGCUCUCUGGCUGUUUUUUCUUGGCCAGCUUUUAACAUCUACCUUGGCCCAGAGACCCAGCCCACGGGGGCCAGUCGGGCUGCCAGGACCUGCAGGACCACCAGGGAAAGAUGGCAUUGAUGGCAAACCCGGCCCACCAGGAUUACCUGGCAAACCCGGACCUAAUGGGAAGCAGGGACCUCCAGGUCGCCUGGGCAGUGCGGGCCUUCCUGGUCUUCCCGGCGUGGAUGGUUUACCGGGUCCAGAUGGGCCUGCUGGGAAGGAUGGGCCACCAGGAACAAGGGGAGAUCUAGGACCUCCUGGGCCAGCAGGGCCUGCAGGCAGAGGGAGACCUGGGGCCCCAGGGCCCUCAGGGCCGAAUGGGCUCCAAGGUGCAGCAGGGCCACAGGGGCCGGUGGGGCUUGAGGGUCCUCCAGGUCUUCCUGGGCCACCAGGGCCUGAUGGACUUCCAGGUCUUUCAGGGGCAUUUCCUGAUGGCAACGGAGAUGUUCUGUGCCCAGCGAUCUGCCCUGCAGGUCCCUCUGGUGCUCCUGGGAUGCCAGGAUUCAAGGGUCACACAGGUCACAAGGGUGAAAAGGGCGAGGUUGGCAAAGAUGGAGAGAAGGGUGACUCUGGGCCACCAGGCCCACCUGGCAUUCCUGGCACCGUCGGUCUCCAGGGUCCCCGUGGACUGAGGGGACUUCAGGGCCCCGUGGGGCCAGUGGGUGACAGAGGUGCGUCUGGUUUCCGUGGCAAGCCCGGUAUUGCUGGUGUCAUUGGCAAAACAGGUGAAGUUGGAGAGAGAGGCCCUGAGGGAUUCAAGGGACCAAAGGGGGACAUUGGUAAAAUUGGUCCAAAAGGAGGUCCAGGAAGAUUAGGACCUAAAGGGGAACCAGGAAUUCCGGGCAGGGAUGGGAAGGAUGCCACUCAUGGCUUAGAUGGAGAGAAAGGUGACGCAGGUCGAACCGGGGUUCCAGGCGAAAAAGGCCCUAAUGGUCUUCCUGGUUUGCCGGGAAAGGCAGGUUCCAAAGGGGCCAAAGGUGCAGUUGGUGAUCAAGGGAAAAUGGGAGAGGCGGGACCUUCUGGAGAGCCAGGUAUUCCUGGUGAUAUUGGCAUUCCUGGCGAGAGGGGUGAGCCUGGCCCUAGAGGACUGGCAGGGGGCACUGGACUGCAAGGACCCCCUGGAGCUGCGGGUGUCAGGGGUUUCCAGGGGCCGAAAGGAGAUCUGGGAGAACCCGGCCUUCCUGGUCCGACCGGAAUCCGUGGGGAAUUUGGUGAGAGGGGUCCAGUCGGAGCUGGAGGCCCCAAAGGAGACAUGGGUGUAGCAGGAAGUGACGGUCUUCCUGGGGAGAACGGAGAACCGGGUCCAUUUGGCCCCGUAGGACAGAAAGGCGGGCCAGGGAACCAGGGCGAGCUGGGGCCAAAGGGUGUGGUAGGACCGCAGGGUGAGAUGGGCCCCAGGGGACUGCCGGGAAAGCCGGGAACGAUGGGCUUCCAAGGGGAACAGGGCCUGCCUGGCAUUGCAGGAAAGACCGGCGUUCCUGGUAAACUGGCAAGUGAACAGCACAUCAGAGAGCUGUGUAGCGACAUGAUUGAUGAUCAGAUGGCACAACUGGCCGCUAAUUUAAGGAGACCGCUGGCUCCUGGUACGGUUGGCCGCCCAGGACCUGCUGGUCCUCCUGGUCAGCCUGGGGAAACAGGUGUGAUAGGACAUCCUGGAUCUCGUGGUCCACCAGGGUACCGGGGCCUUCCAGGUGAUCUUGGCGACCCAGGUCCCAGAGGUGAUGUUGGUGAAAACGGAGACAAAGGACCACUUGGUAAAGCCAUUGAAGGGCCAACAGGAGACCAAGGACACCAAGGUUUUCCAGGAGUGUCUGGAAUAGUCAAAGAUGGGCGAGACGGUACCCCUGGAGAUCCAGGAGAGCCGGGAGAACCAGGACGGAUGGGCAGACCAGGACACCAGGGUCCUCCGGGGAUCUGCGACACGUCGGCAUGCCAGGGAGCAGUCGCUGCCGGGAAGUCAACCAAUCCCAAGAAACAUUAAACUGUCUAAAGAAAGAGGAGGUCCCAUGUCUUUUAAUAUAUGUAAAAGUAAAUAGAAACAAUCAUAGUGAUAAGGAAAGAGACAAAGAGAACAACAAUCAGGUAAGUGACUGAAAGAACAUUCAAGGAAAAAGAUCAGUGGAGAAGACAGAAAAUGAGAAUUAAGAGGAAGACUCCCUACACUGACUGGACUGAAGUGAAAAUAUGCUAGUUAUGGAACCAAGUUCUAUAAAUAAAUGACACAGAAAACCA
Paramormyrops kingsleyae is the source of this 2565-nucleotide messenger RNA. It is a transcript of the gene col9a3, whose product is annotated as collagen, type IX, alpha 3. Lineage: Eukaryota; Metazoa; Chordata; Actinopteri; Osteoglossiformes; Mormyridae. The record is from RefSeq and is a predicted model, not a curated record.